This is a messenger RNA of Toxotes jaculatrix (banded archerfish), 2902 nucleotides long. It is a transcript of the gene bag4, whose product is annotated as BCL2 associated athanogene 4. The transcript is spliced from 5 exons. Lineage: Eukaryota; Metazoa; Chordata; Actinopteri; Toxotidae. Bases 198 to 1373 code for a protein of 391 amino acids. The record is from RefSeq and is a predicted model, not a curated record. Gene Ontology annotation, biological process: protein stabilization. Gene Ontology annotation, cellular component: cytoplasm; nucleus; cytosol. Gene Ontology annotation, molecular function: protein-folding chaperone binding; adenyl-nucleotide exchange factor activity.
UCCGAGCUCGGCGUCAUUCAGUUAUUUCCUGAUUCCAAUCAAGCGAUCUGUACUUCUGUGGAAAAACACCAGCAUUGUCCAAACAGUUUUGGAGCCUCGGGUAGUUGGAGUUAGACUCGUUAAAGGUUUGUUUCUGGUAUUUUUUUUUUCCCGCUAUGGCAGAUGACGGGACGGCUGCCGGGGAACGCGCUUAGCUUAUGCAUCAUCACCAAAUGCAGUCAGAUCUGAAGUCUGGCUGGCCCGCCGCUUGUAACUCGGGAAAUAACGGGAACUGGAAUAACAGUAUGGACGCUCCUCAGUAUCCAGGCUACCCUCCACACUACUGGUAUCCUCAGUCUCAUUCCACAGGACACUAUGCAAACACCUAUCCCUCUGGGUCAGACGUUCAGCCACAGUACAAUCCACAGGUAAUGCCUGGAGGUUAUCCAAAUGGCCAUGGUGUCUACAGCCCAGCGCAGAGUCAAUAUUCAACGAGCGGUUUCCACCCGUCCAACCCUUUUUACUGUGCUGACCCCCAGAGACCGGCUCCAGGUCCUUAUCCCAGCCAAGGCUGUCCAGCGGAGCAGAGCAGUGGGCCGUCUGGCCAGCCGCACUCUCAGCAUCAACAUCAUCACUAUCCUGGUCCACACUGUCAAGGGGCUCCUGGAUAUCCUCCUGGACCAUACCCUCACUAUAGUGAAGGUGGUCAUGCAAUGCCUCCAAACCCCCCGUAUCCCACUGGCCAGUCUCUCCAUCCCAGUCCUCAGGCCGAAGCCUGGGCACACUCUGGUGCGUAUGCACCUUCCCAGCAGCAGUGGCAGCCAGGCCAGCAGCCUCCACAGAACCACUACGGAAAUCCUGUCCGUCCACCACAUCCACCAGCAUGGCCGGGAACCGGAACUGGUGCUCCACCACCUUACCAACCCAAGGACCAACAGCACCAACGAGCCCCACAAGUGGGACCAAAACCCAGACCAACCCCAUCCCCCAAUCCUCCCAACGGAAAGCCUGCAGAAAUAAGUUCACCUCCCCAGAUGUACAGCAAAACCGGGAGAGGUGAGCCUAAUCCUUCACAAGGUGAGCCCCCACCUUUUGCUCCGGCCCAGGCUCCAGCUCCAGGUCAGGCUGGACUUCAGCCCCUGAGUGAUAACCCUGGCCUUGCUAGAGUCCAGCAGGUCAUGGCCAGAGUGCUGCUGCUCCAGGAAGAUGUCAGUGAGUUUGUUGGCAAAAAGACAGACAAGAGUUACCGCUGUCUAGAGGAAUUACUGACCAAAGAGCUUCUGGAGCUGGACUCUGUGGAGACUCAGGGACAGGAGAAUGUCCGGCAAGCCCGAAAGGAAGCUGUGCAGAGGAUCCAGGCCAUUCUGGACCGGCUGGAGAAGAAAGCCUUCUGAACUGGACUUAUUUAUAGGUUCAUGGGCCACUAAAUCUUGCUGUUUUCUUCUUCCAGAUCUUCCAUGGACACAGUGAGGGUCUAUAGUCUUGUUCUUCAGAGCUGUGUUAUCUUUGAGUUUUUGUUUUUCAACCUCCAUGGUAUAACAUGCCUGAAGUAAAUGGCAUGGACUCGAGAACAAGAGUAAUCACUGAUACAUGGAAUCAACCUUCUAAAGCCUAAUUAUGCGGGUAUAAGUGACAUGGGGGCAGCGGAAGUGGAGCCUGAUGGUUGUAGGUGUCUUACGACGUUCAGCCUCAGUGAAUGACUGUGAUGGCGACGCGACCUGACACUCUCGCUCAGCUUCUCUUUUAUGUCAUGCCUUUGCCAGCAUAAAGCAGGACAGAGCCACUGGAAGAUGGAUUUAUUUAGUGCCACAUUGCAACGCUUAGUUGUCUCCAACCUGUGAUACAGAUUCAGAUUCUCGUCAUGCUGUCCCUCAGGAUUGUGGGUCAGUUUUAGUCUGAUCCUACAUCUGACAACACGUGCACUUCCUUAGCUGUCUGUUAUUACACGUCACAGACCAUUUGCAUGAUCAUGAUAUUGUCCUCACCCCCCGAUAGCGUUUGUGCACUUAGUUGCCCAUACUCACUUCGUCACGUCUCUGCAGGAAUAGGUUGCAAUGUUUUCCUUUUCAACUAUGAUCCCAGCCCUGCAUGCACUGUAAUGUCAGAUUAGCACUCAAUACAGUCAUGACAUCUCCAAGCUCAUAAUUGAACCUAGAGUGUAGCAGAUUAGUGAAAACCCCCUAAAGAUUGCUGUCCCCAUUACUCACAUUUUCUGCUUCCCAAAUGCAGACCUAGAAUCAGACCUACAUAUGAAUGCCAUGUAUUUCACUCUAGGAACGACUGCUAUUGCAGACACGUAAGGUCGUGGUUAAGAAUUACUUGAAAAGCUGUUAAACUGUGUUCUUUUUCCUCCCUUCUUGAACACUUGGAAUAUAUAUAAGAAUAAGCAAGUGAAUGGUAUUUUCAGAAGUAAGUUGCUGCAAAUGGUAAAAGAAAGGAUGUACAUGAACAUUUUCAUUUAUGUUGUGUGAUUAAGGACAAUGUUGAUCACAGCGAUUCGAUCAAAUGUUUAGUUUGACCUUGUUUCUGUUUUCUCUAUCCAGCUUCCCAAAUCAUGUUCAUGUGUAGAGCAGGUCCUUUUUUUCCCAGCCAUUCUUGAUGUGUUGAUUUAAAGAAAAAAGAAAAAAAAAAAACAAAAAACAAAUAAAAGAGUGCCAUAUUUCAGGGGAUGGUUUUAUAUAAUUAGAAAAAAAAAUGAAAUAAAUAAAAUAAGAUGACAAGCUUUGCAUGGAAAAAAAAUCAUCUGUCAUAUGUGUUCAUUUUCCUGUGCUGUUACGUUUCUGUUUAGAUGGAGCACAACUGUACAGUUUCAGAUGUAAUGCAUGUUUCCAACACAAGAUGGGAAAAAUUGCCUGAUAAACAUUGAAAUUAUCAGAAGUGAGAAAAAAAUGGAGAAAUUAUUAAAUGUCAGUAUAUUUUUUAA